This is a messenger RNA of Heterobasidion irregulare TC 32-1, 414 nucleotides long. RefSeq lists its product as uncharacterized. Lineage: Eukaryota; Fungi; Basidiomycota; Agaricomycetes; Russulales; Bondarzewiaceae. The record is from RefSeq and is a predicted model, not a curated record. The transcript has 2 exons. The coding region runs from base 1 to 414 and encodes 137 amino acids.
AUGAGCAGCAGCAGGUUCAGAGCCUCGAUCGACGCGUUCCGUCUCUCCCCAGCUCCAAGUGCCCAAAGGUUCAAAUAUUCACGCGUCGCGCAGAGGCGAAUCGACGGCUGUUCCGCACUCGAGGACCAGCGGAGACUAGGACGCGCGUGUGCGCGUAUAUGCGCGCGCGUCGAAUAUGAGUAUGAGCUACGGACGUUCUCGGGGCGUCGCGACGCGCAUCCGUGGGCGCUGGGCAGAGCAGAGCGACACGCACCUGGCCGCCUCGCGACGGGGAGAAAGCCAUCGGGGACCGCCGUCGCUCGCCCCGCGCAAACCUCCGCCUCAACAAACCCACUCGAAACCCCACCUCGCAAAGACAACACGCACGCGCCACCCCGCGCCGCCGACGCCAAACGAAAGCAAGUUGCUGAUUAA